Penicillium atrosanguineum is the source of this 1083-nucleotide messenger RNA. Its product is annotated as homoserine acetyltransferase family protein. The record is from RefSeq and is a predicted model, not a curated record. Gene Ontology annotation, biological process: biosynthetic process. NCBI's taxonomy places the organism in Eukaryota, Fungi, Ascomycota, Eurotiomycetes, Eurotiales, Aspergillaceae. Bases 1 to 1083 code for a protein of 360 amino acids. Gene Ontology annotation, molecular function: acyltransferase activity, transferring groups other than amino-acyl groups. The transcript has 6 exons.
AUGUCGCAGGAAGACUACGAAACCUUCAAGCUUGGGGACUGGGAGCUGCAGUCCGGAGAGAAGAUCGCCAACGCGCAUAUCGCAUACAAGACGUUCGGUGACCCAAAAUCACCAGCUGUCCUCUACCCUUCCUGGUUCUCGGGCGCUAUCUCGGAUAACUUCUGGCUCAUCGGAGAAGACAAGACACUCAAUCCGAAGGAAUUCUUCAUAAUCAUCACUGCUCUAUUUGGUAAUGGGCAGUCUUCAUCUCCUUCGAACCAGCCUACCCCCGGACCCUUCCCCAAGGUCUCUUUCCAUGAUAACGUGCGGGCUCAGCAUGAGCUCGCUACCGCGCAUUUAGGCAUCACCCAUCUACGCGCGGUUGUCGGCUGGUCAAUGGGAGGUGGCCAGACCUUCCAGUGGGCUACACAGUACCCAGGUUUCAUGGAUCUGGCUAUCCCAUUCUGUGGAGCUGCUAAGACCUCACUGCAUAAUAAAGUCUUCCUCGAAGGUGUCAAAAGCGCCCUUAUCGCCGUCAAAAACAUCCGAUCGGCUGGCCCUGGGAAAAUUGGAAUAAAUGACAAAGGGGAAGAGGCGCGUACUUGGACUGCCAACGACAAAGAAGUCGGUUUGAAGGCUUUAGGUAGGGUUUAUGCUGGUUGGGGUUUCAGUCAAGCUUUCUACCGGCACAAGCUGUAUGAGACCGCACUCGGAUAUCGAGACCUCGAGGAUUUCAUGCAAAACUUCUGGGAGAAAUGGGCAUGUUCGAAAGACCCUGAGAAUCUGCUCGUCAUGAUACAAACCUGGCAGAAUGGCGAUGUCUCCCUGCAGGAGCCAUACAACGGCGAUUUUGAGGAAGCGAUGGCCUCUAUCAAGGCCAAGACACUGGUGCUACCCUCGCAAACGGAUCUUUACUUCCCGCCGGAAGAUUCUGAGUACGAAGUUGCAUGCAUGAAGCCUGGGGUCGGAAAACUGGAAGUUUUCCCUUCCAUUUGGGGACACUGGGCGGGAGGCCCCGGUGACAGCAAAGAAGAUGUUGCAUGGCUAGAUAAACAAUUGUCGACUUUCUUCGCGGAAAACAAGUCGGAUGCGGGCUCUGCUUGA